Penaeus indicus is the source of this 1052-nucleotide messenger RNA. RefSeq lists its product as uncharacterized. The transcript has 5 exons. Lineage: Eukaryota; Metazoa; Arthropoda; Malacostraca; Decapoda; Penaeidae. The record is from RefSeq and is a predicted model, not a curated record. Bases 97 to 969 code for a protein of 290 amino acids. Gene Ontology annotation, molecular function: acyltransferase activity, transferring groups other than amino-acyl groups.
GCGAGAGUCGACUUCGCUUUUGGUUCGUCGUCUGUUGCAUUCCCGUUGCUUGGCUGUCCAGGUGCAGUUAAGGUUGAUUGAUUGUAGCAACGAAAGAUGGCAGAAGAACCGUUCGUUGUUGCCGAAAAUUUACUUCUUUUGGCCGAAAAAAUUAAAGAAGAUUUUCCUUACUCUGCCUCAGUGUACAACAGCCUGCUGCUCCACGCCAGAGAUCACGCCCAUACCUUCAAAUUCUUCACGCUGAGAGGCCGCCCGGAGUCCCAUGCUGUCAUGUGGAUUAACGAGGCCAAAACCGAAAUCGGCGUCCACGCUAAACCCGACGAAAUCCCUCUACUGAAGGAGGCGUUGACGAAGACCAAACUCUUGGCGUGGCAAUUAGAUCGCAUUUUCUGCUUCUACAACGUCCAAGAUUACCUGACGGAGGCGGUGCAGGACGUGGCGACGUGCAAGCUGGGGAAGCCCUUGUUGCUGGGAAGUGUCUAUACCUUCGUGAGGGAGGUCGAUCAUUUUCCUCCCCUGUGGUGCGGCGCCGGCCUCCGCGUGAGCAAGCUGGGUCGCGCCGGCGUCGCCCACAUGCUGGCGACGAGCAAGCACCACAAGCACCGUGACGUGGACGAAAUCCUCCAGCUGGCGGAGGGCGCCUCGUCCGCCGGCGUGUACGAGGACGAGGGCGCUUCUCAGGACACGCUGGUGGACGCGGGCGCCAUGCCCUCAGGCCCGCAGGAUCGCAAGCCCCUGGCGUGGGUGACGUGCCUUCAGUACGGCGCCCUGGCAGCUCUCAUGACGGAGCCGGAGCACCGCCGGAGGGGCCUCGCUCAGCUGGUGAUGGAGGCGGCGGGGAGGGGCAUGGCCGGCCAGGGCUUCGUGCCCCACGCCUAUGUGGAGAAGGAUAACGGGCCGUCCUUCAGGAUGUUCAGCAGGAUGGACGGAUGGCGCAGGGCUCAUGACGCCAUCUUCAUGCAUACUUAGGGAGGGGAAUUUUUGGCUCUCUCUUUCUUAGUAAUUCUCUCUCUCUCUCUCUCUCUCUCUCUCUCUUUCUCUCUCUCUCUCUC